AAUGAGAUGGCCACUGUGCCUGAAUUGUUCGUGGCGGUCGCAAUGACCGCCAUCGUCGUCAUGGUGACGACGAUUCUCAUCCGCAGGCCCUCUGGACAACCGUCGAAGCUGCUGAAGAACAAAAAGAGCCUAAGUCUGCGCAUCGACGACAUCCCUGCCGAUCAUAUCGACAACCUGGACCACGACCUGGAGUCUAUUUUCAAGGGGGUUCCGGACCUUUGGGGGGCCGCCGGUAAAGUGGUCCGUUCUUUGGUGCGGCAUGGCAACGACUCUUUUUGUGCUACUAUCUCGAUCAUCACAUCGCUCUCCGCAGACGACCUGUCAGGUCAGCUGGGCCGAGCUGGAAACGGUCACCCUUACAGCUUCACCUGCAAAUUCGAGGGAAUCACACCGCUCCACGAGGACAAGAACUGUGUAGAUGUUGACAUCAUCGCAGUACCCGGCCUUGGAGGCCACGCACUAGGCUCCUGGAAAUCCCCAAACAGCGACGACGUCUGGCUACGCGACUUCCUGCCCAAGGACGUGCCCAAUAUCCGGGUGCUGCUCUACGGCUAUGAUACCACGCUGCCAGGCAGCCUCUCGAAACAGUCCAUCGAGGACUUGGGUGGUGCCUUGCUAGAACAAAUUAAUGCCUAUCGCGCGAGAGAUGGGACCUCUCACCGCCCGAUCAUCUUCAUCGGCCACAGUCUCGGCGGCCUACUGAUCAAAGAGGCGCUUGUUCGUGCGCGCAGAAGAUGCAGCGAUGCAAACUCUAUCCUAUCCAAUGCCUCUUGCGGAAUUCUUUUCUUCGGCGUCCCAAACCUCGGCCUACGAAACGACCAGCUGAGGACCCUCGUCCGGGGUCAGCCGAACGAAGCCUUGAUUCACGAUCUUCUCGUCGAUAAAGACUCGGAACCGUCGACCUUCAUGAAGAGACUUGCGGACCAGUUCUCGGAGACCUGCAAGGGUCAAUACCGAGUGGUGACAUUCUUUGAGCGCGUACUCAGCCCAACAUUAGAGGUUGAUCAAGAUGGAAAAUGGCGUAGAUCUGGCCCCGUAGCUUUGCUGGUGACAGAAAAAUCGGCUACCAAUACAGGCUUGGUGGCCGUAGCCGACGAGGACAACAUCCCCCUCAACAGGGAUCAUUCCGGGCUUGUUAAGUAUAGUUCCAGGAGCCAGGGUGACUACACCGUCGUCAGAGAACGACUAAGGAGACUGGUCGAUGAAGCGAAACAUAAGUUUCCUACACGAGUCGCUGAGCAUAAUCUAUCCCAACCCCAGCCAGAGACAACGCAAGCUUGUCUGAGAUCACUAGCCUUUCAUGACAUGGACGGCCGGCAAUAUAAGAUCGACGCCGCUGCUAAGGACACAUGCAAAUGGCUUCUUAGCCACGAAACCCUGAUGCAAUGGACUCGUCAGUAUCGGGGGCUGCUCUGGAUCAAAGGGAAGCCCGGAUCGGGGAAGUCAACCCUACUGAAGUUCGCCCUUCGUGAAGUCCCUACUCAUUAUGGAGCCGGCACGCUGGCAUUUUCCUUCUUUUUCCACGGUCGCGGCCAUGAACUGCAGAGAACUCCGCUCGGUCUCUUUCGAUCCAUCCUGCACCAGCUCCUCAGCCGUGUUCCCGGCGCUCUCCGCGACUUGAUCGAUGAGUUUGAAGCCAAGCGGAAAUCGGUGGGCGAGCCUGGAGAGAAGUGGCAGUGGCAUCUUCAACAAUUGCAGGCUUUUCUUGCGUCUUCGCUUGCGACGAUCCUCAAAAGUUUUCCAGUCGUAGUCUUCAUCGACGCGCUCGAUGAAUGCGGCGAACAACCCGCUGUCGAGUUGAUUGGAUACCUAAAAGAUCUCCUUCAAGAUCUUCCGCCAACGAAUUCUCGAUUCGGCAUCUUCUUCUCUUGUCGCCACUACCCCAUCGUGGAGCUCAACAGCGGAUCCACGAUAUUGCUCGACACCGAAAACAAGUCGGAUAUCACCACCUACAUCCAAACCCGCUUGUCUGGGGGCUAUAUAGAUGCCGAAAUUCAGAGCAUAAUAUCCAAACGCGCCCAAGGUGUUUUCAUGUGGGCACAUCUUGUCGUGGAGCGCGUCCUGCAGUUGAAGCGCCAGGGGGAAUCGCAAUUCAAGAUUAAGACCGAAAUCUGGCGGACCCCCAAAACUUUGGACGACCUGUACCACGGGCUCAUUCAGAGCGUGGAGAAUCACUCGGACGCCUUGAGACUCAUGCAAUGGAUCUGUUUCUCCAUACGACCUCUGACAACGGACGAGCUGCAAUGGGCCAUGGCAGUUCAGCCUGAUCGCACACACAAGUCGCUGGAAGAAUGCCAAAACUCGGAGGACUUCAUCGCCGACGAAAAUGUUGACAGAAGGAUCAAGACCCUGAGCUGCGGUCUCGCAGAGAUCGUACCAUCCACGAAUGCCCCCGUCGUUCAGUUCAUCCACCAGUCAGUCAAGGAUUACUUCGUCGAGCGGGAUAUACGAGACAUUGGAGCCUUCCGAUGA
This is a messenger RNA of Clonostachys rhizophaga, 2472 nucleotides long. Lineage: Eukaryota; Fungi; Ascomycota; Sordariomycetes; Hypocreales; Bionectriaceae. The record is from the annotation of a GenBank genome assembly.